Molecule: messenger RNA, 1926 nt
Organism: Saprolegnia parasitica CBS 223.65
Lineage: Eukaryota; Oomycota; Saprolegniomycetes; Saprolegniales; Saprolegniaceae
Exons: 1
Coding region: 61-1902 (613 amino acids)
Molecular function (GO): protein binding
Source: RefSeq, a predicted model, not a curated record
UGCUAUUCACGGCGUGUCAGUGUACGCAUUCUUGCACCGACGACGACCGCCAGCGCACCGAUGGCAACCGCCACCGCUCUGACGAGGGACAACAGUGUGCCCCAGGUCGCCGUGCCAUCGCCACUUCCCCCUCCCGAUGCAGAGGAUCUUGACGCGGUGGCGGUCGAAAUUUCACCCCCCGACGCACCUCCCCCUCUCGAGACGCCGUCGGACAGUAGCGGUCACCUCGACCUCGGGGCCAACUAUGGCUCGCUGCGCGUGUUUCUCCGGCUCGUCCAAGUGUCGGCGCCGAUGCGACUGCAGCUGCUCAAUGACGCCGCCAAAGAUCUCGCGUCGACGCACGACCUUGGCUACUAUCACGGCAACGUGUCGUGCGCGGCUAUUGGCGUCUUCGAUGCCGUCGGUGGUGGUUACAAGGCUAGCCUGAGUGGCCACCGCGACGUCCCGAUCGAGGACGAGUUGAGUCUCGCGGAUGCGCAGGCGGCCGACGUGUGCGCGUUCGGCGGCUGCCUCAUCGAGGCGUACCGUGGCGUGGUUGAAGCGGCGAUGGACGACGACCGCCGCCCCGACACGAUGCCUGUGGAUCUCUGGACGCUUGCGCGUGAGCUGCGUCAAUCCGGAUCCGAGCAGCGAUCGAUGACCGCCGUCGUCGGUGCACUUACCACAUUGGAUCAGCAGACGCAAGCGUCAACUGCCGUGCGACUCGACGAUGCCGCGGCCAAAUCGAAGAACGUCGAUGGGACGGUACAGACCAAACAUCGCGGCGUCAAGGGCUGGGGUGUUCUCAUGGGAUUAUUGCUGGUGGUGCUCGUCACUACCGCCCUCUGCGUCGUUCUGAUCCCGUCAUGGGGAAAUGCGACGGCCGACGCCGGAACGGGGAACUCGACAUCCACACCAACACCGACACCGACGUCGACACCGACGCCGUCGCCGUCGUCAAUGCCACUCGCCAACCGGUCGUACAACGUCUCGACUUUUGCCGGCAACAGCCUUAUCACGUCCUUUGUGUACCCCCCGUUCGGCAUUGCUGGCAACGGUACGCACCUGUACGUCGCCGACACACCCACAACCAUCAUGCGCAUCAAUACGAACACGAGCAGCUGGACGACGUUCGCCGGCGGCUUCAGCAGCGGGUUUACCGACGGCGCCGGCUCCAGCGCCACCUUUAACGGUAUCCAAGGGCUCGCACAUACCACGCGAUCCGGGUCUGCUGGUAUCUUGUACGUGGCCGAUUCCGACAACAACGCCGUGCGCGCAGUCGACGCCAACGGUGUCGUUACGACGGUCGCCGGCACCGGUGUCAUGGGCGAUGCCGACGGGAGCGCCAGCACGGCCACGUUCUACAUGCCGAAGAGCAUCGCCGUCGCCAACUCUACGAUCCUCGUCGCCGAUACGUACAACUACAAGCUGCGCUCGAUCAACGGCAGCGUCGUCUCGACGUUCUCGGGCUCGGGCGUCUCGGGCCAAGCGUCGGGGCCCUUGCCGACGUAUGCAUUUCCGUAUGCGCUGGCGAUGGCGCCAUCGGGCGUUGUGUACGCCACGGAUGGCAAUAUGGUGCGCAAGAUCGCCCUCGACGGCAGCGUCACCAACAUUGGCAGUAGCACGGCGGGCCACUCGGAUGGCAGCGGUGCCAGCGCCGCCUUUGACACCCCGACGGGCGUCGCGGUCGAUGUGGACGGUACGGUCUAUGUCGUCGACACUGGCAACCACUGCAUCCGCGCGAUCGAUGCCAAUGAUAACGUCAUCACGAUCGCCGGCAUUCCCGGCUCCAACGGCAUGCAAGACGGUGCAGGCAGUGCUGCCAUGUUCAGCGGUCCCCAGUUCAUUUACAUCGACCCCGAUGGUGUGCUCUACGUCACGGACUCGAUGAACUUUAGCAUUCGUCGGCUCGUGUACACCUAACCCUCUUUAUAAUGGUUUCUAAAA